Messenger RNA from Monascus purpureus, 387 nucleotides. NCBI's taxonomy places the organism in Eukaryota, Fungi, Ascomycota, Eurotiomycetes, Eurotiales, Aspergillaceae. The record is from the annotation of a GenBank genome assembly.
AUGGCCUCAUGGCGGCCGUACACCUACUCCUCCUUGUCAUCAUCGGCGUCACGGCAAGUCUUGCCUCGGAAACCUCCUCCACUUCAUCAAGCUCUACAAGGCUAUCGACCUCAUAGCCGGCGUCGUCUUGGCGGUCCGCUGAUGGUUUAUCUCGACUCCAAUUCGGCAGCGGGCACCAUCUACGGCUUGACGAUUAUUAUUGCCGUUGGCACCGGUCUGUCCAUGGUGACCGGCUAUACCGUCGCCACACUGACACUUAAAGCGGAAGGACACAGGUGCUGGACUCAGAAUGCAAAACGUCUCACAGAUCGGCGGAACAACCAACUCAGCGAGUUCGACCAUCAUCAACACAGCAUAGAGCUAGACACAGAGCUCCUCCCGACAUGA